Molecule: messenger RNA, 1136 nt
Organism: Formica exsecta
Lineage: Eukaryota; Metazoa; Arthropoda; Insecta; Hymenoptera; Formicidae
Exons: 1
Source: RefSeq, a predicted model, not a curated record
AAAUUCCUGAUCCUAAUGAAAAUGAAAGUUUACAUAAUGUUGUAAUGAAACAUAUGAUUCAUGGGCCAUGUGGAGAUUGGUGUCUGAUAAACGAUAAAUGUUCGAAACAUUUUCCAAAACCAUUUCGACCCGAGACAAUUAUGGAUGAAGAUGGUUAUCCACAAUAUUGUCGAAGAAAUAAUGGAUUGUUGUAUGAAAGACUUGGACGAUAUGUUGUUGAUAACCGAUAUGUUGUUCCAUUUAAUCCAAUGCUUUUACUUUUAUUUAAUAGCCAUAUUAAUGUUGAAAUAGUUUCGAGUAUACGGUCUGUAAAAUACUUGUAUAAAUAUAUUUAUAAAGGUCACGAUUCUGCGUCUGUAAUUAUUGGAGAAAAUAUAGAUAAAACGAUAAUUCAUGACGAAAUUCAAGAUUUUAUCGAAGCUCGUUAUGUCGGGCCCGUGGAAGCUUGUUGGCGUAUUUUAAGCAAACCUUUGCAAGAGAAAAGUCACGCUAUAUUUCGUUUACCGAUUCAUUUACCAAACGAACAUAGUGUAAUAAUCGAUAAUAUUAUUAAUAAUGAUGGAAUAAGAUCUGCCGUAGAACGAGUAACAAUGUUGUUUAAUUAUUUUGAGUUAAAUGCUCGAGAUGAGAAAGCGAAACAAUAUUUAUAUACUGAUAUUCCAUCUCAUUAUGUAUUUAAAAAAGUUACAAUUAACGGCAGAACCAUUAAUCGCUGGGAGAAACGUCAAAGAUAUUUUAAUUGUAUCGGUCGUAUGUAUUCCGUCAGCCCGUCUCACAAUCAGAUAGAAUUGUUUCAUUUACGUAUACUUUUACUACAUGUUAGAGGAGCUACGUGUUUUCAAGAAUUAAGAACAGUUAAUAACGAGAUACAUCAAACUUUUACCGCUGCAUGUUUAGCAUUAGGACUCAUAGAAGAUGAUGAAGAAUGGUAUCGUGCAAUGAACGAAGCAAAAGUUUGGAUGAUGCCAAAACGAUUUCGUAAUUUAUUCGUACGAAUUUUGAUUCAUUGUCAACCAGUUCAUCCGAAAAAGUUAUGGGACGAGUUUAAAAGAGAUAUGUCGGAAGAUUAUAUAAGACGAUAUGGAUCUACAAUGGGAAUAAAGAAGGUUUAUAAUUAUAUUGUUAAUUUGCUUUAA